CAGUCAAAGUCUUAACCAUGCAUGCAGCAAUGUCAUUGGUCAGAAAACUCUAUGGUCCUGUGCUACGCCGCUACACCAUAUCAUCAUCACCAAUCUCUUACAAUAAUAAAACCAGACAUCAUCAUUUUUCAGAGCUAGUUCACUCCAUGGCGAAGCCAGUGUCCAUUGAGGUGUGGAACCCAAGUGGCAAAUACAGAGUUGUCAGCACUAAACCAAUGCCUGGUACUCGUUGGAUCAACCUUCUCAUCCAGCAAGAUUGUCGCCUUGAAAUAUGUACUGAGAAGAAAACAAUACUGUCAGUUGAAGAUAUCAUUGCUUUGAUUGGUGAAAAGUGUGAUGGAGUUAUAGGACAGCUGACUGAAGACUGGGGAGAAGAGUUGUUCUCUGCCUUGAGCAGGGCAGGAGGGAAAGCUUUCAGUAAUAUGGCUGUUGGUUACAAUAAUGUGGAUGUCAAUGCUGCAAAUAAGUAUGGUGUUGCUGUUGGAAAUACCCCUGGAGUUCUCACAGAGACAACAGCAGAACUGGCAGCUUCACUGACUUUGGCAGCUGCGAGAAGGAUAGUUGAGGCAGAUGAGUUCAUGAGGGCAGGAUUAUAUGAUGGAUGGCUACCUCAUCUAUUUGUUGGAAACUUGCUCAAGGGACAAACAGUUGGUGUUAUUGGAGCUGGCCGCAUUGGAUCAGCUUAUGCAAGAAUGAUGGUUGAAGGGUUCAAGAUGAAUCUAAUUUACUACGACCUCUACCAGUCUACACGACUAGAAAAGUUUGUGACAGCUUAUGCUGCAUUCUUGAAAGCAAACGGUGAAACACCGGUGACUUGGAAAAGGGCAUCAAGCAUGGAUGAGGUCCUCCAGGAGGCUGAUAUAAUUAGUCUUCAUCCUAUCUUGGAUAAAACCACCUAUCAUCUAGUCAACAAGGAAAGGCUAGCUAAGAUGAAGAAGGAAGCAAUUCUUGUGAACUGCAGUAGAGGGCCUGUUAUUGACGAAGCUGCACUUGUAGAGCAUUUAAGGCAGAACCCAAUGUUUCGAGUAGGACUUGAUGUGUUUGAGGAAGAGCCCUACAUGAAACCUGGGCUUGCAGAGUUGAAGAAUGCUAUUGUGGUACCUCACAUUGCAUCUGCUUCCAAGUGGACCCGUGAAGGAAUGGCUACACUAGCUGCUCUAAAUGUGCUGGGAAAGAUUAAGGGCUACCCAGUUUGGUUUGAUGCUAAUAAGGUGGAACCCUUCCUUGAUGAGAAUGCUCAACCUCCGGCUGCAAGCCCAAGCAUUGUUAACGCAAAAGCUCUGGGUUUGCCAGUUUCAACUUCAAAGCUAUAGGCAUACUUGCUUGUAUCCUACACAAGGGCCUUCAAUUGCAAAAGUACCUAUUUUUGUGUGUUGAGUUGGGCUCUGUUGGCAUGGAAAUGUGGAGUAUACCUGAGCUAUAUGGCUAGUCCAUGCUUUUGUAUAUGUAGAGUGCUGGUGGAAGCAUGAAUAAUAUAGUCUUUAGAUACUGUCUCGUUAAUAUUAGCAUCAUGUGAAUUUAAUUAAACAUGUGGUUUGAAUUUUUAUUCAAAAUUAAUGAACUUAUACCUGAGGAUUCAUCUCAA
This is a messenger RNA of Lotus japonicus, 1585 nucleotides long. Its product is annotated as glycerate dehydrogenase. Bases 18 to 1313 code for a protein of 431 amino acids. Gene Ontology annotation, cellular component: cytosol. The record is from RefSeq and is a predicted model, not a curated record. The transcript has 13 exons. Gene Ontology annotation, molecular function: NAD binding; hydroxypyruvate reductase [NAD(P)H] activity; hydroxypyruvate reductase (NADH) activity. Lineage: Eukaryota; Viridiplantae; Streptophyta; Magnoliopsida; Fabales; Fabaceae.